AUGUUCGCUCGGUCCAUCUCUCGGGUCGCUGCUCGCAGCUCUGCCAUGCCCACCACGGCCCUUCGCUCCUACCGCACCAUGCCUGGCCCAAUGGCUUGCCUGAACGCUCGUCCUCAGCCUGAGAAGAAGUCCAUUGCUCCCCAGCAGACCCGCGCCGCAUCCGAGCACGCCAUCUCGAAUCCCACACUCGCCGGCAUCGAGAAGCGCUGGGAGGCCAUGACUCCCCAGGAGCAGGCCGAUCUGUGGAUGCAGCUGAGAGAUCGUAUGAAGGUUGACUGGCACCAGAUGACCCUGCAGGAGAAGAAGGCCGCCUACUGGAUUUCCUUCGGUCCCCACGGCCCUCGCGCACUCCCCCCCAAGGGAGAGAACCUGAAGAUCUUCAUCAAGGUCGCUCAGCUCACCCUCGUCUCCUUCGCUAUCUUCUACGUGAUCCACCUCUUCGCUAAGCCCCAGCCCAAGACCAUGUCCAAGGAGUGGCAGGAGGCUUCCAACGAGUACGCCAAGCGCGAGCAAAUCAACCCUCUCUACGGUAUCAGCAGCGAGGGCUACGAGGGCAAGGGCUUCGUUCAGAGCCCUCCUGCCGAGAAGGCUUAG
Aspergillus clavatus NRRL 1 is the source of this 594-nucleotide messenger RNA. Its product is annotated as cytochrome c oxidase subunit IV family protein. NCBI's taxonomy places the organism in Eukaryota, Fungi, Ascomycota, Eurotiomycetes, Eurotiales, Aspergillaceae. The transcript is spliced from 3 exons. The coding region runs from base 1 to 594 and encodes 197 amino acids. Gene Ontology annotation, biological process: mitochondrial electron transport, cytochrome c to oxygen. The record is from RefSeq and is a predicted model, not a curated record.